Messenger RNA from Vicia faba (fava bean), 318 nucleotides. Lineage: Eukaryota; Viridiplantae; Streptophyta; Magnoliopsida; Fabales; Fabaceae. The record is from the annotation of a GenBank genome assembly.
AUGCCAGGUCCACCAACUUUGGACUAUAGGCUCUUUAUUGGAAUGUGUGUCCUAGACAUUGUGGUGCCAAGAAACAAAAGUCAUGCGGCUAGUGGGGAUUUCUCUUCUAUGUCCAAAUCCACCAAAGAGGAUGUUCUACAUGAACUUAUGGAAGUGUCCAAGACUUUACAAGCAACAAUCACUUCAAGCACCAUCAGGAAGAAUAAGGUGGAUGACUUUAUUAUGUUGUUGACCCAUGAAGAGUGUGACGAAAAAGAAGAUGAGAGUGAAAAAGAGGAAUCUGGAAGUGAAGAAGUGGAGGACAACUCUGAAGAGUAA